Schistocerca piceifrons (Central American locust) is the source of this 1809-nucleotide messenger RNA. RefSeq names its product venom carboxylesterase-6-like. NCBI's taxonomy places the organism in Eukaryota, Metazoa, Arthropoda, Insecta, Orthoptera, Acrididae. The transcript is spliced from 10 exons. The record is from RefSeq and is a predicted model, not a curated record. Bases 93 to 1649 code for a protein of 518 amino acids.
UCAACCAUGAAAGGGGAAGUGCAAACGGCCGGUAGUUGAUAAGCUUGUAUCAGCGUGUACAGUGUGCAGACGAAUUCUGCCAAGAGAGCGCGAUGUUUGAUGUAGUACUAAGUUUACAGGUGAUGUGUGUGCUUCUGUCUGCGAUCACGGCGGUAGAAGUGUACACAAAUUCCGGACAUGUGAGGGGCCGUACAUAUUCAACGAAAAAUGGAAAACAGUACGCUGGUUUUCAUGGAAUACGUUAUGCUGCCCCACCGCUUGGUCAGUACAGGUUUAAGGAUCCACAGCUGCCAGAAUCUUGGACCGGAGUGAAAGAUACCAUUGAAGAUGGUGAACAAUGUUUACAGUGGAGUCUCAAAAUAGGAAGUGUCACUGGCAGUGAAGACUGUUUAUUCUUAAAUCUAUUUACUCCUCAGAUUUCAGUCCAGGAACAUGAAUCAAAGUUACCUGUUAUGGUGUGGAUACAUGGAGGAAGUUGGUCAUCAGGAGCAGGAACCUCAAAUUAUUAUGGUCCCGAAUUUCUGAUGGACCGUGGAGUAGUGUUUGUCAGUAUCAAUUAUCGCUUGGGACCAUUUGGUUUCUUCAGCACAGGAGACAGUGCAUCACCCGGAAAUUAUGGGCUAAAAGACCAAGUUGCAGCAUUAAAGUGGAUCCAGCAGAAUAUUGAAUACUUUGGUGGUGACAGUAACAGUGUUACGAUAUUUGGUCAAGGUGCUGGUGGUGCAAGCGUCCACUACCACAUGCUAUCAUCACUGAGUAAAGGUCUCUUUCAUGCUGCUAUUUCUCAGAGUGGCACUGCUUUAUGUCCAUGGGCUUCAUCUCGGGAACCCACACUGUAUGCCAAUAAACUGGGGUCCUUGGUUGGCUGCUCUUGGACGUCAGCUGCUGAACUUGUGCAGUGUCUUAGAAAAAAAGAAGGGAGAAUUAUUAUUGAAGCCGAUAGACAGUUUCUGGAAUGGGGUGCUGAAGAAGGCACAGCUUUUAAACCAGUUGUAGAAAUGGAGUCAAAUAGUGCAUUUCUAUGUGAAGAUCCUCUUGAAACACUGCAAGAAAGAAAUAUAGAGAUCUCUAUACCUUGGAUUGUGGGAAUUACAUCUCAUGAAGGAGGUAACAAAGCUGAAGCUAUUUUUAAAAAUGUGGAUCUCUUGAAUGAUAUCACCAAAGACUUUGGGAAAGUAGCACCACUUUCCUUGCAUUAUGGACAUAGUUCAGUACAUGCAGAAUAUGUUACAGAGAAACUCAAGGCAUAUUACUUUGGGGAGCUCCCAGUUUCCAGUGUUUCAGUUUCUGCCUUAGCUGAUAUGUACACUGAUGGAUUAUUUCUGUGGAAUGUGGAUGAAACAGUGAGACUCCACUCACUCAUUAAUUCUGAACCAAUCUACUACUAUGUUUUCUCAUAUAGAGGAACCAGAAGCUUUUGUGGUAACCCAGAAAAAGAUUCACUAGAUUUUGGUGCUUGUCAUGGUGAUGAGCUUCAAUAUAUAUUCUCAAUGGACAACAGAUACAGAAAUGAGAAUGACAGUAAAAUGGUGGAUAUAAUUACAAUCUGUGGACUGAUUUUGCUUCUUUUGGGAACCCGAAUGCUCAAAAGAGGUUCAGAGAUGAAUGGGAGAAUGUUGCAUCCCAUGAGGUUGAAUAUUUUAAUAUAAGUCUUGAACCACAUGCUGCAUUUGGACUGCUUCAUGAACGUGCACAGUUCUGGGCAUCCCUUCCUUUAAGAAGCCAGCAUACGCAUUCGUAUAAAUUCAGAGAUGAGUUGUAAUGUAACUGCCUUUGACAGCAUUGGAACAAAGUUAACAUUAGCACAUA